GAAUUUUGCAAUUUUGAAAUACAUUGGCAAUCUGUUUAUUGCAUCUCUAGAAAGGUGUCGGGAUCAAUUAUUUUCACCGGGAGUGAAUAAAUCAACAUUUUCUGAACCAAGGGCAUGGAUCUAUGUAUUGAUCAACGAGCGUGUAGAAACUAAAAUUUGAAGUUCUGCGAUUAAAACAAUUUGCGGCAUAAACUCAAUAAUCGUGCGGGAUUACUGAAUUUGUUGUGAAGGUGCUAGCUUUUCUUUUGUCUCUCUUACCCUAGAUCUGUGGGAUUUGGACGGAGCAUAUGGAAGGUGGGUCUGAGAGAAUCAAUCAAGUAGAAGAAAGUCGAGCGCAAUUGUUAUGUGGCCUUCCAGAUGACAUUGCUCUUUUCUGCUUGGCAAGAGUGCCUCGCAAGUACCAUUCAGUGCUGAAGUGUGUUUGCAGGAGUUGGAGAGAUUUGGUGUGCAGUGAAGAGUGGUAUGCUUAUCGUAGUAAGCACAAUUUAAGUGAGACUUGGAUAUAUGCAUUGUGUCGUGACAAGUAUGAGCAGAUAUGUUGUUAUGCUCUGGACCCUGCUUUGCCUAGAAGGUGUUGGAAGCUCAUUCAAGGACUACCACCCCGCUGUUUGAAGAGAAAAGGCAUGGGCUUUGAAGCACUAGGAAAGAAGCUUUACCUGUUAGGCGGCUGUGGUUGGUCAGAGGACGCAACUGAUGAGGCCUACUGCUUUGAUGUUUCUAGGAGCUCAUGGAGUGAAGCUGCUUCUUUGUCCACUGCAAGGUGCUAUUUUGCUUGUGAAGUUUUGGAUGAUAAAAUCUAUGCCAUUGGUGGGUUAGGUUCGAAAUCAAGUGAUCCACAUUCUUGGGACACUUUUGAUCCUCGCAGGAGUGUUUGGGAAUCACAUUCUGAUACUAACGUUGUUCCUGAUGUCGAGGAUUCCAUAGUCUUUGAUGGGAAGAUUUAUAUUCGAUGUGGUGCUUCUGCUGUGUCUUCUCAUGUAUAUGCUGUUCUUUAUGAACCUUCAAAUGGCACAUGGCAGCACGCAGAUGCUGAUAUGGCGUCAGGCUGGCGUGGUCCAGCAGUUGUUGUGGAUGGUGCCCUUUAUGUCUUGGAUCAAAGUUCAGGAACCAGGCUGAUGAUGUGGCAGAAGGAUAAAAGGGAUUGGGUGGCAGUUGGAAGACUGUCACCAUUACUUACAAGACCUCCUUGUCGGCUUGUAGCAAUUGGAAAGAGGAUAUUUAUCAUCGGUAAGGGACUUAGCACAGUGGUGUUUGACAUUGAGAAAACUGGAAAUAUGGAAGGGGUAAUGGUAAGUUCUUCUAUACCCAGAUUAAAUUCGGAAGAUGAUGUAAUCAGCUGUAAAUGUCUUGCAUUAUGAAUUACCAGCACCCUAAUCAUUUGUUGAUAAUGUAGUCCAAUGCCAUUGUUGUGAGUUCCUCUGUUUGUGAUACCCCGUGCUAAACUUUUGUUGACACUGGUUGGAAUACCCUAGUUGUUCAAACCUCCUAUAUACACUGGUCAAUGCCCCUGGGAAAUGAUAUUCAAUAUAUUACAGAAAACGUGAAGACAUAAGAAUCAAGAGAAGUUUUAUUAUUAUUAUUCUUUUAAAUUUUCUUUUCAAUA
Manihot esculenta (cassava) is the source of this 1603-nucleotide messenger RNA. Its product is annotated as F-box/kelch-repeat protein SKIP4. The coding region runs from base 288 to 1358 and encodes 356 amino acids. Gene Ontology annotation, molecular function: protein binding. The record is from RefSeq and is a predicted model, not a curated record. NCBI's taxonomy places the organism in Eukaryota, Viridiplantae, Streptophyta, Magnoliopsida, Malpighiales, Euphorbiaceae. The transcript has 3 exons.